AUGAGUGGCUAUCAUAGUGGUCACUACGGGGGAUCGACCUCCCCCUAUGGAAAUAAUGGAAAUGGAAAUGGAAAUGGAAAUGGAAAUGGAAAUGGAAAUGGAAAUGGAAAUGGAAACGGCUAUUAUGGAAACGGAAACUACGGAUACGGCGAGGAAAUGGUCGAAUUUGACGUCCUCCACCACGGACAUGGUCACGGCAACGAUCCUGCAUACAUGAACAGUAUGAAUAUGAGCGGAUACGACGACAGGUCGAUGGUGAGAUCACCGCCCAAACCCGUCCGACCGGGCCUUCAACCCGCCGAAGAAUUUGUCUCGCCGGUUGGAACUCCCCUCGGCACUCCAGGCGGGCAGUCAGGAUGGCCCUUGACGAAUCGACGUGGUCAUGUCGAUUCCUUUGCCAGUGUGUCGAGCACACCGGCCGGAUCUCGCUCCACCACUCCAGCAUUCGUUCGACAGUAUCAGAAUAACCAGAGUUUCCAAAGCCAUCAAAGUCUAACAGCGCUCGUCGACCAACCCCCUUCGCCGCUAUAUGCCAAAGACUGGGUUCAACAAGGCUCGAUUGCGCGAAUCGCGGACCGUGACGACGUUGAUAUCUGGAAAGGCUGGCGGAGGUGGGUGUAUAAUUUCGUGCCGUUUUUGACGUUUGCCAAUAUGGCGAUUUACAUCUUCUAUCUGGGUUUACGGAUUGCGUGUGUGAUUCUCGCUCAAAAGGCGGAGCGUUCUACAUUUGCCGGUGCCUGGGUGUUUAUUGCGUUGGAACUUGCGACUGCGAUUCCGUCUAUGUUGCAUAAUUGUUGGACCAUGUUUGCGUUGAAGUCGAGAUUGCGUCCGCAGUUGCGACUUACAGGAGACGACUGUCCGACUGUGGAUGUUUUUAUUACGUGUUGCGGUGAGGAUGAUGAGGUCGUUAUCGACACUGUUCAUGCGGCGUGCGAUCAGGAUUAUCCGAUGGAUAAGUUUCGGGUGAUCGUCUUGGAUGACGCCAAGUCUUCUAGCCUCGAAGCGUCGGUUCGUCAGUUGGCUCUGACCUAUCCCAACGUUCACUACAUGGCUCGAACAAAGAUCCCUGGCGUUCCGCAUCAUUUCAAGGCCGGUAAUCUCAAUUACGGCCUGGAACAGACUCGACUGAUGCCUGGUGGAGCUGGUCAAUUUAUGGCUGCACUGGAUGCUGACAUGAUUCCCGAACAACAAUGGCUGCGCGCGACUCUCCCUCACUUACUGAUCGACCCCAAAAUGGCCCUGGUCUGUCCUCCCCAACUGUUCUACAACUGCCCCCCUGCAGAUCCCUUGGCACAAAGUUUGGACUUUUUCGUGCAUGUCAUCGAACCCAUCAAGGACGCUCUUGGCGUUGCUUGGUGUACUGGGUCUGGAUACGUCGUCCGGCGAGAAGCCCUAGACGAUAUCGGUCAAUUUCCUCUUGGCUCCUUGGCUGAAGAUGUGGCAACCUCGACUUUGAUGUUGGGCAAAGGAUGGAAGACAGCGUACAUCCACGAGGCGUUGCAGUUUGGUACCGUUCCGGAAGAUUACGGCGGUCAUUUGAAGCAGCGUACUCGAUGGGCUAUUGGUACAGUCGAUACCGCGUUCAAACUCAAGUUUUGUCUAUGGGGGGAUGCCAUUAAACAAAUGACCUUUGCCCAAAGAUUCUCAGGUUUUCUGUACGCUACGCUGAGUUUGUAUACUAUUCUGCUAACGGCGUCUCUCUUCGCCAUUCCGAUCAUCCUGAUUUGGGGCCGACCACUCGUUGCUUACGCUAAUAUGGAGCAACUCAAAUGGCUCGUCUGGGCGUGUUUUGCAUCAACCAUGAGCAACCGUCUCUGCGAGUUUGCCUUGUUUAUUCCCGCCGGCUACCACACCGGUCAACGAGGUUCUCGAUACGGUAUGUGGAUGUCACCCUAUCUCGCCCUGUGCAUUAUCCGAUCCUUCUUCCUCCCCAAAUGGCUCGGCGGACAGACCCAAGCCUUCAAACCAACUGGCUCGUUGGGAUCAGCUCUGGAAGAACGCGACCCCAAACGCCGAAAGGGAAUGGUGCGUCGUCUCUGGACGAUAUUGAUGAAUUACAUGGCCCUGUUCCAUCUCGCAUUCGUCUACCUCACCAUCGUCGCCGUGUGUCUCUCGUCGUAUCGAUGCUUCUUCCAAGAAAAUCCCAACAACUUCAAAAACGUCUUUCUCUGUCUGAUCACCCACGCCUUCUGGCCUCCAUUGACGUUCCUGUUUGUGAUUACCUCCCUCUGGACCCCGAUCGCAUACGCAAUUGAUCCACCCUCAAUGCCCGAUCGCGAAGAAUUACUCCAACGCGAUCCCAAAACCGGGGUUGCGCAUCCAACGCCUCAAAGUAAAAAGAUCGCUUUUGCGGGCCAAGAGGCUUGGUUUGAAUUGGAGUAUACAUUUGCGACGGCUUUUACUAUUUUUGUGUUUGUUUAUUCUUUUUUUUACCUUUAA
Talaromyces stipitatus ATCC 10500 is the source of this 2439-nucleotide messenger RNA. Its product is annotated as glycosyl transferase, putative. The transcript is spliced from 3 exons. Lineage: Eukaryota; Fungi; Ascomycota; Eurotiomycetes; Eurotiales; Trichocomaceae. The coding region runs from base 1 to 2439 and encodes 812 amino acids. The record is from RefSeq and is a predicted model, not a curated record.